GGAAAGGAACAUAUUUGCGGGCAAUAUGGCGCUGUCGCUGUCAGCACCCGCUACCGGACAGCACCCUCUCAGUACAGUGGAGGCAAAUGCAUUUAUUUGAAUAAGAUUGCGUGAUUGAUAGAGUGGUGCUAUUGUCGGUGUUCAUAAGCCAUUUACCGCGCUGUCGCUGGAGUUCUUAUGUGAAUGGGAUACACCUGACCGGUCCACCGUUUGGUGCAACAGAGACUGCGGGAAAUAUCUCAUAUUUAAAUGUUAUGCGGUGUGCAGUUGUUUGCUACCGGUAACGAUACUUUCAUGGACUGGGACACCUCUGCAGCGACGAGAUUUGCAAAUUUAUGCACAAUUGGACAGCAAGAGCAAACGGUCAAUUGCACGGUAUCUCGUGUUGCUAUGCAGUGUUAGGCAAGCAAUCACAGUGAUAGCAAUCACAGCAUCAAAUAGCCAACACGCCAUCAAAUGGGGGUGGAAAUUUUCUUAACCGAUUGCAUUAUUUGCCUUUAAAGAUGGAGGAGCGCUUUGAAACACAAAUUAGACCGGACUUGAAUGGACAAACCAUGCAGUCUUUCCCUCUACCACUGGCUAGUUUAUUUAAUUUCAACCUGCAGUAGUGUCUCUCUACAACAUCAGCACCCCCUCUCCCCGGCGAGGAAGAUGUUGGCGAUACCGUUGAUGAGCAUCAUGUCUUCAUCACUCUUCGUUCCCGGUUUUGCACUCAACUCCCAUUUCGACUUAGAUGGGGCUCCUCUGAGUGAGCUGUCGUGGCCAUCGUCUCUGGCGGUGGUGGCUGUUUCCUUGUCUGGGCUCUUCAUCUUCAUCUUCCUCAUGCUGGCCUGCCUCUGCUGCAAGAAGGGACACUCUGGUUUCAAGGAGUUUGAGAAUGCAGAGGGGGAGGAGUACCAGACGGAACAGUCCACUCUGGUGUCUCCAGCCUCACAGACUGGACCGGACGUCUACAUCCUGCCGCUCACUGAGGUGUCACACCCAGUGGCCCAUCAGCCGGGACCAUCUGUGCAACUCCUGAAAUCCACAGACCUCUGUCGCCACAGUCUUCUGUACUUGAAGGAGAUUGGUGAUGGCUGGUUCGGAAAGGUUCUCCUGGCGGAGGUGAAUGCGGGCCUGAGUACCAGCCAGGUGGUGGUAAAGGAGCUGAAGGCCAGUGCUAGUGUCCAGGACCAGAUACGCUUCCUGGAGGAGGCUCAACCAUACCGGGUCCUCCAGCACCCGGCCCUCCUGCAGUGCCUGGCCCAGUGCGCCGAAGUCACCCCGUACCUGCUGGUGGUGGAGUUCUGCCCCCUGGGUGAUGUAAAAGGUUACCUGCGGAGCUGUCGGGCCGCAGACACUGUAACCCCUGAACCCCUGAUCCUUCAGAGGAUGGCAUGUGAAAUCGCCUCAGGACUCCUGCAUCUGCACAAACACAACUUUAUACACAGUGACCUGGCCUUGAGAAACUGCCUGCUAACCUCUGACCUCACCGUGAAAAUUGGAGACUAUGGUUUGUCACAGAACAAGUACAAAGAUGACUACUUCGUGACAUCGGACCAGAUGUCUGUCCCCCUGCGCUGGAUCGCUCCAGAACUCAUUGACGAGGCCCAUGGCAACAUCCUGGUGGAGAACCAGAACCAACAGAGCAAUGUCUGGUCGCUGGGGGUCACCAUCUGGGAGCUGUUUGAGAUGGGGAACCAACCGUAUCAACACUAUUCUGACAGACAGGUCCUGAUCUACGCUGUGAAGGAACAGCAGCUCAGACUACCCAAACCUCUGCUCAAAACACCCCUAGCUGAACGCUGGUACGAGGUGAUGCAGUUCUGCUGGCUCCAACCAGACCAGAGGCCCACCUCUGAGGAGGUCCACAUGUUACUGAGUUUCCUGUGUGCCAAAGGAGUCAGCAAGGCGGAGGAGGACUUUGAGAGGCGCUGGGACUCCCUGCGUCCCCUCCCCCGUGCCGGCCCAACCAGCAGCCUCCACCGUAGGACCUUGGCCGUCGACCGACCAUCCUCCUGCUCUUCUUCCUCUUUCCCACUGCUGGAACAGUUCUCAGGUUGUGACGGAUACCACAGCGAAUCAGGAGACGAUGUCCUGACUGUGACAGAGACCAGCCACGGUCUAAACUUUGAGUACAGGUGGGAGAAGGCGGGGGUGGAGCAGCCGUACCACCACGCGGCCUCGUCCUCCAGCGGCGCCCUGGGGGCUGUCAACCACCACUGCCAGGAACUGUACUACCCCCCUGGGCCCGGGGGCAUGAUGGGGGGCUGUGGGGCGGUGGAGCUGGAGGGUCUCACACUGGGGGUGUCCCCUUCCUACUACAAGCCCAAGGCGCUGCACGGCUCUGGGGUAGGCGUGGUGCCAGUGCUCAGCGCCCACAGUCCCUCUGUGAACUCGGAGUACUAUAUCCGCAUCGAGGAGCCAGGUGCCGACUGUCACGUCAACAUGGACCUGGACUACACCAUGUGCUCCUACAGCCCGGACUACCAAGGCAGCAACGGAAGCUUCCUGACGGGCAGCGCUGACUCAGGGGACUGCAUGAUGGGAACGGGCCAGGCCCACUCCAAGCCCGUAGACUCCUACUGGUCAGCAGACAUCCACAAGGCCAGGGGCGGUGGAGCAUAUGACUCCGACCCAGACGGCAGCCCGACCAUCUCCCUGACCAUGGAGCCUCUUCUGGGGCAGGUCUCUGAGUCCAGCCCCCUGAGACCCUGGGAGACCGGCCACUACGUCUCCUACAAGGACAGGGAUGGGGGGUACUACUAUGAGCACUCCCCUCCCCUGGGCAUCGGUCACCACAGGGGUCUGGGUUUGGACCACCACCGGCAUUACAUUAUGGGGCGGGAACACUCAGCCCCUGAGCCCCACCAGGAGAGCUGGGGUUCCAGGAGCCUCCGUCAGGCCCUGGGGGAACUGGAGAACCCUCUGGGGAUACCUGCGUCCAUCAGCGGCCCUCCCCAGGGUGGUGUUCCUCCUUUUGAUGCAGGGGACCCUUACCUGGAACCAGCCCAGGGAUCAGGGUCCGUCCUCGGGCCAAGCAGUGUCACAGGUGGCUACUAUGACAUGAUGGGUUCUCUGAGGAAGACCAUGCCAGGCCACUCAGUCAGCAUCACCAUGGCAUCGGAAGAGGCCCUCUUCAUCAGUCACCGGGACAGUGACUCAGACGAGGAAGACGAUAUAUUCUUAGAGAGGAGCAGCGCUUGUAACACCUGGCCCACUAAACCGUCCAGCCACUCCGUUAACAGCACCGGUCUGGGUUUGGGUUUGAGCCUUGGCCGGAGUAGACAGGCUGGUUGCAGACAACAGCAGGAUGCCUAUGCAGACUUCCACUACACCAUGCCCACCAUCGACAUAGAGGACUCCUGGCCUGAGACCUUCCACUCGGGCCCAGGUGUGGCCAAACCUAUCGACUACCUGGAGACUAGGCCAUGUCCAGUUAAAGACACCGGCUGUCUAGCCAUGGGGAAGCUUCACACCUUGGUGCCCUCAGAGGAAGCUUGCAAUGCCUACAUCUAUCUGUGCCAUGACAGAGAGGAAGAGGAUGGAGAGAAGAGGGAGGGGGAGAUCGAGUGCUGCCACUCUCAUUUUGUCGACCCCCUCACAGGCUUGGUGGUGUGGAACUACGCCCGGGAGGACUACGGGGACCAGCUGGUGAAGAUACCCAAUCAGGACGAGGAGGGUGUGGAUCUGUCACCAGCACCGGGAGGGCCUGCGGUAUCCAAAUCAACCUUGACACACAAGAAUAACACCAACCCUCAGGACCACGCUGAGCAGUAUGUUGACGUCACCAUGGAUCAGACCCCUUCCAGAGACUACAAGCAAGAAGUCGGUACCGAAGACAAGGGGGUCCUCACAGACCCUAAACCCCAGGAUCGGGGUACGACCACUCCGCUGGGUGGCCUCGUUCCCCUGGUGGAGCCUGAGUCAGAGCUGAGCCAGACAUUUGACAGCGGCCUGGACAAAGACCACUGCUCUAGCAUCAGUCUAGUAGACAUCUCAGACUGCUGCACCGACGAUGACGAAGACGAUGACAUCACUGACGUGACCUCUGGGAUCUUUGCUGAUGAGGUGUCAGUCGGAGAGAUUACGGCCUCUCCGUCUCUGAGUCGUCCCGUCACGUCCCUACAGCAGCAGGUGGGAAACCCCGAUUCCAUGGACUCCAUGGAUCUUCCUGCAGUGGUAGGUACCAGCUGUGAGGCGUUCAGCCCCGCCUCCAGCUCUUCCCACCCAUCUAGCUCCUCCCCCAAGGCCAUGGACAGUGGGUAUGACACGGAGAACAACGAAAGCCCAGAGUUUAUCCCCAAGGAGCCUCACAAUGAGCCAAGGGAUCCAGAUACGUUCACCCAACCGUUGGGGGAGUCAAUCCUGGACAACAGUCUGGAUGAGGAGGGGGAGGAGGGGGGAGAGGAGGCAGAGGUGACCGCCCCAGAAGAUGACGAUGAACCUACCCUUGAUGAUGAUGUGGAGCUAACGGCCUUCCAGACCACAGACAUUGAGACGAAGCUGGAACCAAUCAGUGAGAAAAAUCCCUACCGUGACUCUGCAUACUUCUCUGACUAUGAAAAUGAACGCCUUUCCAGGGAUGAGGGCGAUGAGAAAGUUGAGGAUCAUGAAAAUGCAAGGGGGGAUGAGGAAGAAGAGGCAGUGGAGGACAGGCAGAUAGAGAAGAUAGAACUGUAUAUAGAGGAAGAAGAGGAGCAAGAAGAGGAGAAAGGGUUGGGAGAAGAGGAAGAGGAUGAUGGCGAUGAAAAGCAGAAGACCUCAGCUCUUCUUCUGAAGGACAGUGACAAUCCAGAGAUGGAGGGCUGCCUGACAGAAGAUUCCCCCCGGCACGAAGAGCUGGAGCCAGGGCUUGAUCUAGCCUUCAAUCCCUUUGGAGAAGGUGAAGCAGUAUCUGAGGUUUGGCCUGCCCAGGAGGAGCCCUCUUCCCUGGGAGACUGGGCAGCGGAGGUGGUAGGUGCUAUGGAGGAGGCCUUGGGAGAACUCCAGAGGAGCAGCAGUAUUGAAACCAGCUCUAGUACCAAAGAGGUGGAGGAAGAAGAAGAGAUUAAGGAGAAGGAAGAAGAAGAGACAGAACAAGGAGACAUGGUGUACUCAUCCGAAGCCUUAGAAUCAGCAGGAGUCCUGGAAAAGGCAUCUAGUGGAAAGACCCAGGACAAGGAGGAUGGUUACCAAGACAACGGUACUCCCUCAUGCCAUAUCCGCUGUUCCUCUUCCCCACCCCCUCCCUCCACACCUCCUCCUCCUCUCCCCCCGAUGACUCCGCCUCUGGGUCGGGUUUCAUCUGGAGACGGGGAGGAGGCGGACGAGGAGGACGGAGAUGGUGACUCGGAUGACAGUGAGUCUGAUGAAGAGCUGAGGAGCUACAGCGUCCAGGAGGAGCAGAGUGAGGAGAGCGAGGAGGAGAACCACACCGUACCCAUAGUGCUUAGCAACUGUAGCGAUGGUCAUAACCUUCGGAGUCUUCUGAAGAUGCCCACCAUGCUCUCUGCAGAGACGCUCACCAGUGACCUGCUGGAACGCAAGAAGAAGGUGGUGUCCUUCUUCGAUGAUGUCACCGUCUACCUGUUUGACCAGCAAAGCCCAACCAAGGAGCUGGCUGAGAGUGGUUUUCCUCCUGGUGGUGAGAUCAGCAGACAUGGAUCAGAGGUCAAACAACCAACCUCUGAUGACUCGUCAGAUGGAAACAUCUCAGAAGAGAGUGGCGGCUAUGAGUGGGAGGAUGACUUCCCGCUGUUGCCCCUCCCCACUCCCUCAUGCAAGAUGGCUGCCUCCUCCUGCACCCCAUCCACUCCCAGCCUGCCUUCAUCCUCUAAGACACCGGAUCCCAAGCCGGCAGUGCAGUACUCCCGCUUCACCGUGUCCCCCAGCCACGCAGCACGUUUCUCCAUCACACAUGUGUCUGACUCCGACAUGGACUCAGGACCAGGAAGCAGUGAGGAUGGGGAUAGAGACUAAUCCAGAACUGUGACAACCCAGGAACUUGACGAGUGGGCCUCGAAACAUGACUUUAUGGCUUUUGGACAUCAGGUCUUAAAAGACAGUGCCUCUUAUUCUUUAGGGCCCCUUUUUAAAUGAAGACAAGAAGAGAUAUGGAAGUAGUAAAUCAAGAGAUUAUGUAAAUAAAUAUAUGAUGAUAAUAUAUAAUACAAAAAAGUAUGUACAUUAAAAAAAACAGGUAAAGACUAUAAGGUUGCAUUAAACAUACUGUUUGAAGAGAAGAAACAGUAAUUCAGUAGAGGAACUUUGGACAUAACAUGACAACACAGUCACUAGUACUGUAUGUUUGGGAGAAAAAAAUAUCUAUAAAUUACACCUUCUAACUUGGAAGAUAAGUAUGUUACAGAUCACACGUAUGGCAUGGAUAUCAAAACCCCACUGACUCACCAAUCAUAGAGGACUUCAGGAAAAAACAUCCAGGAAGUGUUGGAAAAUGACGGUACCAAGAACUUAUCUUUGAGACAUUGCUUUGUCCGCCACCAUCUAAAUAUAAAUGAAAGAUCACAAUACGUAUGUUUUUGUUUGGUCUACUGAACAAAACGAAGGCUUCUAAGUGAGUAAAUGAAUGAAGCAUCGGAACCAGGCUAAAUGGUACUGCCCAGGAUUGGCUGUGUUUUAAUGGACAGGAUCCAAGCAGCAUUGAUUCCACUUUUCCUCUAAUAACGACCACCACUGUUUUGUACAGCAGCUGACCAAUCACAACAAUCCCUGCCUUCUAUCACUAUGAGUCAUAAUGCCCCUCCCUUUCAGGGCCUGGGUUCUAGUCAUAAGUUCAUGUCGUAGCUAAUAGCUGCAAAACAUUUUGAAAUCCCAAGUGUUUGUAGGUCAGAUUCAGGUGGGUUCUGCGCAGCUUGGGAACACACCUCCACUUUUCCAUAUCUCUCUGGACAAAAGAUUUUGUGUGAAUCCAUUCAAUCGGUUUCAAGGCAAUAUCAAUCACUUUAAAGAAGUGCUGUACUCCCUUUUUUAACGACUUUGGAUCCAUGUGCUUUGCAGCACAGUGUGGGUAAAACACACCAUACUCUGCUUAGCUUACAUUGGUUGAUAUCACCAUGUUAAGCCUGUUGUUUAUCACUGUGUUGAGAGCAACACACAGCUUCCUGUGGUUUCUGAUACUCUUGACGUGAAGGUUCUUUGUAAUAUGAUCGAAUGACAUUUCUGAUUCGAAAAGCUGUACAGCAAUGUAAGAACAACACGCUUACAAACACACAAACAUACAGUAGCAUAUCAUUUUCCUAGAAACUUUUGAUGAAAAAAAAUCACUUUUAUUAAAUAUCAAACAUAAAAAUACAACUUUAAAACACUAUUAUUUUUUAGUGGCUCCAGGGGCUUCGGUAACACAUUACAGAAGAAGACUAAACACCUAAAAGACUAUUGUAAGACCAGAGAACUACGAACUUGUUCAGAGUUAACGUGUUGUUCAUCUUCAGCUGUCAAGAGCUUGGUGAUUUUAUAUAAGUUUGUCGCUGUGCAUUAUUCCAUGGUUGGUUUCAGGAUUUUAAUUGUGAAAAACUGUUCAUCUUGUGGACAUUUUACUACGGAUAACAAUGUGUGUUGUAGAAAGAACGGAAAAGGUUUGUUUGAGGGUGUAACUUGUAGAAAACCGUGCGGUGAUCCUGUUCGUCGAAUUCAGCAUUACAGAGACAUGAUUGUAGCUGGAUAUCAGGUCUGGUUGUGCCUUUUUCCCUACUUUAAUGAUCAUAGGUUGGCAAGACAGUACAAUCAGAGCUGGGAGCCAGGCUAAUAUUACAGGUAGACCCCACAAAAAACCAUGAGUGACAAUUUGGUUCAAGACAGAUGUAUAAUCAUAUAGAUUCUAUUUCAGUGGUUAAAAGAUCCACUCUGUUCUCCAUGCAGUCAGUGUGUUUUGUUUGCCUUUCUAAGGCUUUAAUAUUGUAUACUAGUAUAGUGUUCAUCACUUCAUCUAGACAGACGUUUGUUCCUACUAUUUUUGUAUCUCAAAAAAAUUAAAAUAAUUUUAAGAAUAUCUGGAAUUUACCUGGAAGGAGAAGGUAAAAAGGAGAGGUAUUUAUGUUUGUUUUACUGUUGCCAAAGAGAUGCAUUUAAUGAAAUAAUGUGGGAAAGGAACUAUGCUAUUUAAGGAAGUAAUCUGGGAAAGGAAUUAUUAUAUUUAAGAAGUAAUGAGGAACUAUGGUAUUUCAUCUGUUACAGCCCUUUAAGUAGUGGGACGAUUGCUUGGUUCCCAGUCUGCUCGUGCCGUUAUUCCACUCUUUGUCAUAAUGGCUCAGGGAGACUGCUUGCCAUGCUAAUGGUACGAAGUGGGUUUGGUCAUGAUGUAACCGAGCGGGACUAGGGAUCGUGUCAGUAAUGUACCCUACACACACUCAACCACUGGUCACAUGGUUACUUUUUCUGUACCUUAUUAUGACAUACAGUAUGAAUAAAGUCUUAUGACAACUUAUGAAUAAAGUCUUAUGAUUUACAGUAUGAAUAAAGUAUUAUUAUCACAUACAGUAUGAAUAGUCUUAUUAUGACAUAAAGUAUAUAUAAAGUCUUACUCUAACAUAGAGUAUGAAUCAAGUAUUAUGAUAUAAAGUGUGAAUAAAGUCUUAUAAAGUAUGAAUAAAGU
Molecule: messenger RNA, 8572 nt
Organism: Esox lucius (northern pike)
Lineage: Eukaryota; Metazoa; Chordata; Actinopteri; Esociformes; Esocidae
Gene: lmtkb
Product: apoptosis-associated tyrosine kinase b
Exons: 14
Coding region: 544-5940 (1798 amino acids)
Biological process (GO): peptidyl-tyrosine autophosphorylation; brain development
Molecular function (GO): protein tyrosine kinase activity; ATP binding
Source: RefSeq, a predicted model, not a curated record